Molecule: messenger RNA, 3031 nt
Organism: Chinchilla lanigera (long-tailed chinchilla)
Lineage: Eukaryota; Metazoa; Chordata; Mammalia; Rodentia; Chinchillidae
Gene: Pgc
Product: progastricsin (pepsinogen C)
Exons: 9
Coding region: 1706-2893 (395 amino acids)
Biological process (GO): proteolysis
Molecular function (GO): aspartic-type endopeptidase activity
Source: RefSeq, a predicted model, not a curated record
AGAUUCCUGACAAGUAGAAAGUGGGCAUCUUAGAUAUGAGGGGUGGGGUGGUAGGGACAGUGGAAGAGAACUUGGGAUGUCUAGGGCCCCUGAGGGGACUGCUCGAGUGGUCAGAAGGUCAGGUUAGGUGGGCAAAGGCUGCAGGUGCCUGGGCAGAGCAGGAUGUGGCAUGACUGUGGUCUGGGGACAGCUGGCCGGGUCCCUAGAAGUCCUGCGACUUAGGGGAUUCUGUGAAAAACUCCAAGGAUUCUAUAACUUUGUUUUUCUUACUGUCCCAAGCUGGGGGUCCCCCAGCCCAGGGAAGACAGCUCUAUCUUACCUCCCACCCCUUACCCCCAGAGUUCAGUGUGCUUCUGGGGACUGCAGAAACCUCACAGGCAGGGACCUCUCUCACUGUGCCAGGCCCAGGAACUUUGAGUCCUCCCUCCCUGCCCAUCCUAGGGCCCGGGACCCUCCAGUGCUCUGGCUGGGCAGAGCUCUGGUGGUGGCGGGAGUAGCGAAUCCCCCACUGCCAGAGGAGUGCAGCGGCUGGCAGGUCCGAUCCUGGCUUUCUUCCUGGGGCCCCGAGGGAAUGAUAAAUCUGGGUGCAGGCGAGAGAUGGCACAGAAGGUCCUGGCGGGGCACUUUUUCCCCUUCCCCAAACCAGAGAGCAUUGUUGGGCCAGGUUGGUGGCCCCCGUUCCAGGCUCCAGGUUACCCCAGGGGUUCAAAGCAUGCAGCUGGGAAGCAGGAUGGGGAAGGAAGUCGGGGGGGUGGAGGAGAGGGAGACGAGGUGACAGCACCUCCUUGGGUCUCUGCUCCAUGCCUAACCGGGAGCCAGCAUGGCUGACAGUGUGUAUGUGCUGCACAAGGGCCUGGUUGGGACAGGGAUCACUCCCAAUACUGUCUGACCUUGAAAGUCCUGAAAGCGGCCCCAGAUAAUUCCAACUUCAGCCACUGCCCUCCGCCACCCCCGCGCCAGUGUACCCACACAUUGCCGUCACCAUCAGCACCACCCUCACCGCCACCACUGCUGUCACCACCGUCCCCAGGUGUCCCAAGGGCUCGGGGUGCUGGGGGCCAGGACCUGAGCCAGACCUGCGAGGGUGUCACCUAUGGGCCAGUGGUUCUCUGUGACUUGGUCCCUCUUAGGCGACAACAGGCAAUACCUAGAGAUGUUUUUGGUUGUUGUACCUUGGGGGCUGCUCCUCGCAUCUGGGGGGCUGGGGCCAGGGAUGUGGCCCAGUGUCCCACAGCACACGGGACAGUGCCCAGGACAGAGCAUCAUCUGUCCCCAGAUGUCGGAUGGUCCAUCACCCAUCUCCCUGGCUCUGCCUAUCUUUGCCUGGCCCUCGCCCCAGAAUGCCCACAUCACGGCUCCGAACGGUGGACGAGAAGUUCCUGGACGAGAAGCAAUCUCUACUUCUCCGGCCUCCGGCCCCUUUGUUCCGCUUAUCACUGUACCUCCUGGCCUCCGUUGCUUGAAUUGAAAAGUCAAUAAGAUGAAAAGUCUAUUGUGGCCACGCUCCAGAGGGAAAGACACACAGAAACCACUGAUACUGGGGCCCUGCGGACCCCCCGGCGUGGGGUCACGCUUGCCCAGGACAGGGGCGGGGUCCGGGCUGGGGCCUGGGGUAUAAAGGACUCAGAGGCGCCCAGGUCUGUACUCCACGGUCGCAGUGGAACUCAGGCGGCUUCUCCUCCUCGAGCAGCUGGGAACCAAGAUCAUGAAGUGGGUGAUAGUGGCCUUGCUGUGCCUGCCACUCUCUGAGGCGACACAGAUCAAGAUCCCCCUGAAGAAGCUCAAGUCUAUCCGGGAGACCAUGAGGGAGAAGGGCUUGCUGGGGGACUUCCUGAAGAACCACAAGCAGGAGCACGUCCGGAAGUUCUCCAGCAACGGCUUCGGCAACCUUGGUGACUUCAGCGUGCUGUUUGAGCCCAUGUCCUACAUGGAUGCUUCCUACUUUGGCGAGAUCAGCCUUGGAACACCGCCGCAGAGCUUCCAGGUCCUGUUUGACACUGGCUCCUCCAACCUGUGGGUGCCAUCCAUCUACUGCAAGAGCCUGGCCUGCACCACUCACCCGCGCUUCAAUCCCAACGAGUCCUCCACCUACACCUCUGCCGGCCAGUCCUUUUCCCUGCAGUACGGCUCCGGCAGCCUCACCGGCUUAUUCGGCUACGACACAAUGACCAUCCAAGAAACUCAGGUCCCCAAGCAGGAGUUUGGCCUCAGUGAGCAAGAGCCAGGCAGCGCCUUUGUCUACGCCCAGUUCGAGGGCAUCAUGGGCCUGGGCUACCCCGCCCUGUCCGCAGGGGGCGCCACCACCGCUAUGCAGGGUCUGCUGCGGGAGGGAGCCCUCUCCCAGAACCUCUUCAGCGUCUACCUGGGCAGCCAGCAGGGCUCUUCGGACGGGGGCGCGCUCAUCCUGGGCGGCGUGGACGAGAGCCUGUACUCGGGGCAGAUCUCCUGGACGCCGGUCACCCAGGAACUCUACUGGCAGAUCGGCAUUGAAGAAUUCCUCGUUGACGGCACUGGGUCUGGCUGGUGCGCCCAAGGCUGCCAGGGCAUUGUGGACACAGGUACCUCACUGCUCACCGUGCCCCAGCAGUACCUGAGCACCCUGAUGCAGACCAUAGGGGCCCAGGAGAACGAGUACGGAGAGUAUUUUGUGAACUGUAACAGCGUCCAGAACCUCCCCACCCUGACCUUCGUCAUCAGUGGUGUGCAGUUCCCUCUGCCACCCUCGGCCUACAUCCUCAACGAAGACCAGUCCUGCAUGGUGGGGCUCGAGUCCACCUACCUGUCCUCUGAUAAUGGCCAGCCCUUCUGGAUCCUUGGGGACGUCUUCCUGAGGUCCUACUACUCCAUCUACGACAUGGGCAACAACAGAAUGGGCUUUGCCCCUGCUGCCUAGACGAGCUGCCUGGACCCUGGACACCUUGCUCCUGGGGCCCCAGCUUGUGCGGCUUCCUUCUGUGCUCCCCUUCCUGGGUUCAGCUCCCCUUUGCUGGACCCUGGACUUUCUCUAAUAAUAAAUAGUUUUCCAUGUUGA